This is a messenger RNA of Pipra filicauda (Wire-tailed manakin), 3615 nucleotides long. RefSeq names its product methionine adenosyltransferase 1A (gene MAT1A). Gene Ontology annotation, molecular function: ATP binding; methionine adenosyltransferase activity. The record is from RefSeq and is a predicted model, not a curated record. The coding region runs from base 1763 to 2953 and encodes 396 amino acids. The transcript is spliced from 9 exons. Gene Ontology annotation, biological process: S-adenosylmethionine biosynthetic process. NCBI's taxonomy places the organism in Eukaryota, Metazoa, Chordata, Aves, Passeriformes, Pipridae. Gene Ontology annotation, cellular component: cytosol.
UAGGGUUAAUAUAGUUAGUUAUUCUUUUUCUGGGUGUGUUAAUGCGUAAUUUAUUCAGGCUGGGAUAGUAUCUUCAUGUCAGUGAAGUGAUGACAGUUUACUGAAGGGAAAGCUGUCCCUCAUAAUGUGUAUCUGAUGUGUGCGUUGUCCAUGUUUUUAAGUGCAACCAGUGCUCAUCAUUCCAUGAGUCAAAUUGUCUACAAUGGAAAACCAAGAAAAAAUAUUUGAAAUGAACGAUUUCAUGUCAAUGAUAAUUAGAGAGGGGCCAAUGCUGCAGCAGAUUACUGGUGAACAUUCACAGGCACUGGUUAUUGUUUUCAGGAAUGUAGGCAGAAAGUGAAAAUUCUAAUGAAUUCUUACAUAACUAUGUAACAAUGCAGAAAUUUGAAUCCAAGGAAACACAUAAAGGGAUUUUUGAAAAUAAUCAAGUUUACUUAGUUUGAAGUAAACUAAGUAGGUUUUUAAACUGAAGAGCGAUAAGGGUUUCAUUGCUGUCAAAAUGGCAAAGGCUGUGGAACACAUUGCAAUCCAAGUACCAGGUACACUUUGAAUGAUUAAGACAGUAUGAUUCAGAGUGCAUUGAAGUAAAGAGAAAUUUUUAUUUUGAUAGACCUGUGCUUUGGUCUGAAAUUGAGAUUAUAAUGGUUCUUCUAAAAGAAUUAAGGGUAAUUACACUUAUUUAUAAUGGUGCACUAGUGCUGGGCAUUUUGUGGAUCUGCCUCAUGGUUAUGUUUACUUGUUUGUUAUAUAGUAACUUAAAGACACAAAUACCCACAAAAUGCCAUCUGUCUUCAUACCUGGCAUACCAUCAGCAUAUUCCAGACACGAGCCAUCUGACAAGUAAUUUUCCAUAGCAGAACUGAUCACUGAGUGCUCAGAUGUGGCAGUUACUAUAUUUCUAAGGGUGAUGGAAUAUAGUAUGAGAAUAUGAUAUAAAAAUAUAAUUGAGAUGGAUCUGGAUUAAUAGAGGAUGGGAAAAGAAAAACAAAGGCUGAAGGGAGAGGUCUGCGUAAAUGAGAAGCAGCCGACGUGCUAGAUCUUAUCAGAUGUUUUGUCUCUCAAAUGUGCAUGAAGAAUGAAUGAAAAUGAAAAAGAAAUAUUUAAGGAGAGAAUUCUACUUUUCUAGAGCUGUAAAAGUAAAAAGAAAAUAUUUACGUGACACAGAGCAAACUUCUUCCAGUCUUUUGUUAGGAAAGACAUGUAUUUACAGAGUUUGUAUCUAUCCUGUAAAACCUCAACACACAGCUGGAAGCACAACAUAGAUCCCAGAAUUAGGGGAGAGACAAACUGAAGAAGCAGCUGCCCCGAGCUGUCACUAGUACUCCUGCCUUACUUUGUACUUGGUUGAAUUGCUAAGAUAACCAAUCUUGCACAGGUUGAAUCCAGAAAGUUUCCAAGAACUGAGUUAAUUAGUGAAAUAUCCUAAAGUUAACUAACUCCCCUGCCAAGAAAUGGGCUCUUCCAUUUUCCUCACAUGAUUAUCUAGGCACUUUCACUUUUCCAUAUAUAGGAGCAGCUCAGGGACUGACAGAUCAAGCUAGGUAGGGAUACAGACUUCAGGCACAUGCGUUCUCCUUGUGUGCAUGCACAGAUGCAAGUGUAUGCUGCUUUCACACACUGAAAUUCAAGUCAGCGAAAGAGGUGACAAGUGAAGACAGUGAUAGUCUUGCUGAUAAAGAACCUUCUCCUUAAAGAGAAGGCACUAAAGGUAGAACUCUUCAACCACUGUUUGUAGUAAUUCAUCAGGAAAAGCAUCACAACCAUGAAUGGACCAGUGGAUGGUUUAUGUGAUUACACGCUGGAUGAUGAAGGGGCUUUCAUGUUCACAUCGGAGUCAGUGGGAGAAGGACAUCCAGAUAAAAUCUGUGAUCAAAUCAGUGAUGCUGUACUAGACGCCCACCUCAGACAGGACCCAAAUGCCAAGGUUGCUUGUGAGACAGUAUGUAAGACAGGAAUGGUGUUGCUCUGUGGGGAGAUCACGUCUCGUGCUAUUGUGGAUUAUCAGCGAGUUGUCCGAGAUGCAAUUAGACAUAUUGGCUAUGAUGAUUCAGCUAAAGGCUUUGACUACAAGACUUGUAACGUUUUAGUGGCACUGGAACAGCAGUCACCUGAUAUUGCCCAAGGUGUUCAUCUACACAGGAAUGAAGAGGAUGUUGGUGCUGGAGAUCAGGGUUUGAUGUUUGGUUAUGCAACUGAUGAAACAGAAGAAUGUAUGCCUCUAACAAUUAUUCUAGCUCAUAAACUGAAUGCCAGGUUAGCAGAACUGAGGCGUAAUGGAGAACUUCCUUGGCUGAGACCUGACUCUAAGACACAGGUCACAGUUCAGUAUACCCAGAAGAAUGGAGCAGUGAUCCCAGUGCGUGUGCACACCAUAGUGAUAUCUGUGCAGCACGAUGAAACCAUUUCGCUGGAGAACAUGCGCAGAACCCUGAAGGAACGUGUGAUCCAAGAUGUUGUCCCUGCAAAAUACUUGGAUGAGAAUACUGUUUAUCACCUUCAACCUAGUGGGCGUUUUGUUAUUGGAGGGCCUCAGGGUGAUGCUGGUGUCACUGGGCGGAAGAUCAUAGUGGACACUUACGGUGGCUGGGGAGCACACGGAGGCGGUGCCUUUUCAGGCAAGGACUACACGAAGGUGGAUCGGUCGGCCGCGUACGCAGCCCGCUGGGUGGCCAAGUCUCUGGUGAAAGCUGGGCUCUGCCGCCGUGUCCUGGUCCAGGUUUCUUAUGCCAUUGGGGUUGCUCAUCCACUGUCCAUUUCAUUGUUCACUUAUGGAACUUCCCAAAAAACAGAGAAGGAGCUGCUGGACAUUGUACACAAAAACUUUGAUCUUCGGCCUGGAGUCAUUGUCAGGGAUUUGGAUCUGAAAAAACCCAUUUACCAGAAGACUGCUUGUUAUGGUCACUUUGGAAGAAAGGAAUUCCCAUGGGAAGUACCUAAAAAACUUGUGUUUUGACAUUAGCUGUCACCUCUUAAAAACAGAAAGGAAGUCCACUAAUGAUGAGGGUGCUUCUGAAAAUCAAAUUUGACAGCUUUGCAUUCAACAAAAGGAAUUUUAGAUUUUAAAUGGAAAGAAAGAAAAGGAUAUUUUCUUGGAAAUUGAUUUUUUUUAACCCUCAGUGUCUUUUAUUAUCCAAGAUAUAAUGGACAGAGUCUGUUUUUUCAAUCAGCAUAAGACAACAAAAUACAGUUUACUCUUAACUGCUGCUCUGUUGGUUCUUUUCAUAAAGACAAAGUGUGACUCAGGUACUCAAACCAAUAGAUGAACCUCAAACCUUUGAUGGGCAAAGGUGAAGACAACUUUCCCAUCUCUGACUAAGGAUCAGCAGAUCUCUUGCUUCUAAUUAGAUGAUGGGAAAUUCUGGGGUCCAAUUUCCUUACUGGAGUUAGCAUUGCAUACAGCUGGGGGUUGCUUUGAUGGGAGAAGGCUGAAUAUCACACAACCCUAUCUUGGCCUCUUUUGUAAAAGAUAUUAUCCUAUAUGUAAUAUUUAAAUCACUGUCACUGUAUAUGUGCUGUUAUUGUUGUGUUUCAAUUACCUGUGUUUUUGAAACAUAAGUGGUCUCCUAUGAAACAACAAUCAUAGAAUAAAAAGCUUUUUCCUACCCUGAAUGUAAA